UUGGUGUAUUUCAGCUCUAUAAGUGAUUCAAUCGAGCGUCAUCCAAAAUACGAUUUACAUCUUCUCGUUCUUUCAAAUUCUCUAGUUUUAAUAUAAGUUUUGUAUUUCUUAUUAACUCGGUUCACAUUAUGUAGUAAAUGAACAUUUGUUUUUAUAGGAAAUGAUGAUGGUGGAAUUGACUAAACAAUAUUAUAAAAAGGUGGCAUCAUUUUUAACUAAACAUGUGGAGCUGAUCGAAUUUUAAGUUUCAGGUGGAAGUUUUUGCGGUGCAAAUAUAUCAGAAAUAAAACAUAUAUUUGAUUGAAAGGAUAUAAACAAAAUGACGAAGAGUAAGGAUUCUGACUUAAAGAGUAAUAAUAUAAAGGGAAAUGUGUUGGAGAAAAGUAAAAUAAUUAAAAAGGACAAGAAAAAACGCGUCGAGGAUAAGAAAAAGUUACAGCAAGCCGUUACGAAAAAAGCUGAAAAUCCCACGACUGCUGCAACAAACGGAAAUACUGAAGCAGGUGCCAUUGUUAAACACAAGAAACCAAAGAAGAAUAAGUCCAAAGAAAACAAGGCGACAAUUGACGCAUCUGCAAAGGAUAGCAGUAGCAAAACCUUAGAAAUAAUCGAAAAGAAAAAGGCUAAAAAAUUGGCUAAAAGAUUAAAAAAGAAAGCUGUCAAAAAUACACCUAAAGGAAAAGACAAUGUAAAGAAUUUAAAGUCAAAGUCACUUCUGGAUAAGUCAGAUAGCAAAGAAAAAAAAGAACAUGAUCCAAUCAAUGCUGCAUGCACCGUAUUUGUUGGAAAUUUACCCGUGAAUACAAAGCGUCCUCAAUUAAUUCGUUUGUUCAAGGAUUAUGGACCGGUUAAUGGUAUUCGUUUCAGAUCAGCCAAUGGAAAAAUUUUAUUUAAACAUAAAGAUCGAAAAGAGGCUGGAUCUCUAAGCGCUUGGAUUGUCCUCAAGGAUGCAGAGACAGUAACACGUGCAUUGGCCUUAAAUGGAACCGUUUUCAAAAAUAAUCACUUACGUGUGACACGUGGAAAUGAAAAGAGUAGUUCUAUGGAUACGAAACGUACAAUUUUUGUCGGUAACCUGAAAUACAGUGCCAAUGAAGAGAAGUUGCGUGAAAUAUUUUCCUCCUGUGGUGACAUUGAAUACGUGAGGUGCUUAAAUGAUGAUAAGGGGUGUAAAGGUGUGGCAUAUGUUUGUUUUAAAGCUCCAGAAGCUGUAGGUUUGGCAUUGGAACUUAAUGAAACUAUAUUAGAUGAACGUCCAAUUCACGUUGAACGAUAUUCUGUUAAAAAAUUGGGUGCAAAGAAAACAAGAGAUGUAGCAGAGGGAGAGAUUAAAAAGAAGUCAGCCGGUGGAACGAUUCGAAAGGACAAAACAAAGAAAAUUAAAGGAGAUAACUUAAAAACAAAACAAGGUACUGACACGAGCAAAAAAUCCAAGUUUCGUGGUGUUAAAGUCGAAGGUGCGAAUGUAAAGAAGCAAAAGAAAAAAGUGACAAGCCAAAUGCAAAAAUUAGCCAAGAAGAUUGCGCCGAAGGAAAAGUCUUAAUCGAAUGAUUACGUCGUAGUUUAAAAAAUACAAACAUUUUUGUAUUUAGAGUUAUUAAAAAGUACAAUUUAUAAAUACUA
Bactrocera oleae (olive fruit fly) is the source of this 1623-nucleotide messenger RNA. RefSeq lists its product as uncharacterized. Gene Ontology annotation, cellular component: nucleolus. The record is from RefSeq and is a predicted model, not a curated record. Gene Ontology annotation, molecular function: rRNA binding. Gene Ontology annotation, biological process: maturation of LSU-rRNA from tricistronic rRNA transcript (SSU-rRNA, 5.8S rRNA, LSU-rRNA). Lineage: Eukaryota; Metazoa; Arthropoda; Insecta; Diptera; Tephritidae.